Messenger RNA from Phaeodactylum tricornutum CCAP 1055/1, 3978 nucleotides. RefSeq lists its product with no specific name. The transcript has a single exon. Lineage: Eukaryota; Bacillariophyta; Bacillariophyceae; Surirellales; Neidiaceae. The record is from RefSeq and is a predicted model, not a curated record. The coding region runs from base 1 to 3978 and encodes 1325 amino acids.
AUGGAAUCGAUUGCUGACGUCCAAGAUUCAAUUUACGGGAAGGGAAAUGGGCCGCCUAUUCUGCCCCACACAGACGACCCAAAGGCUGUAACACAUCCUCGUAAACAUCCCAGUGGGCACGGCGAGACUAAUCCUUACACUCCAACAACAGUGCAUGCAGAGAAAAAAUCCUCGGAUGAUGAGCUGGCUUUUCCAGCAUCUGAAUUGCCAGAGGGUUUUCCCCGCGAGCUGUCAUUCCGAGCUCUGGCAGCCUACUCAUUGAUUCGAACUUUGAGUAUACAACUGCGGCUGUCACCCUUCACACCCAAUGUAUUUUUACGAGCACUGAACCUCCCUUAUCCGAAUCGUUUGCUAGGGCAAAUUCAUGUGGCAAUUCUUCGUCUUUUACUCGGCAGUUUACGUAUGGGGUACCACUGGGGUAAGGGAUUUUCUCAAGUUGUGGCGAAGAAGCGAAAAUUGGAUGGAUUGCGUUGGCCUUUGCGAGCUGGUGAUAAUUUGGAAUUUCUGGACACCUUUUCAUGGCCAAUCUUUUACUACGAUUAUUGUCAUUUGACUGCUGAUAUCCUCCACACUGCAAUGACUGACACAACCGAUUAUGUAGACGUGCGUCAUCUGGAUACAUCAUCUAUCAAAUCAGAUCGGCUAGAGGGCGAGGAUCUUGAUUGCUCCGUCGGCCCAACAUCGUUUGACUCACCAUCAGUCAUAUAUUUGAAUAUUUUGGAGGAAGAAAAUGACGAGGACGAAUACAUGGCAGAAGAUGACUUUGUUCAAGCCGAUUCAGAUGAAGAUUUCGAUGCGUCAGAUCGGCCAAUGAAGAAGCGGAAAUCAUCGUUUUUCACCGCGGCGACAAAAUGUUGUACAUAUUCGGCAUCGGGGUCGCUAGUACAUGACACUUCUUUGCAAGAUCAAGCCCAAAUGGCAACAAUGCAACAAGAUGAAACCACCGCACACGAAACAUAUCUGCAUAAUGAGUAUUCAAACGUGUCAUCCAAUGGCACAAAAAUAGGGCUUAAAACGUGUUCAGCUUAUUUAUCGGGAAAAGUUCUGUCAAGUUCCUUUCCACCAACUCUACUCGAGACAAAAAAAGAGGAAACGGUUCAUGAUCUCGAAGUUCGGCUGGAAAGGUCCUUGGAUCGAAUGAAUGAAGAAGGGGGCUUCGGUGGCUCUUCUUGUAUCCCUAUGCACCCAGGGUCUCCUGUUCCAUUUUCGAUAGAAGGUGACACGAGCGUUUCUUCCACGGAUGUUCGGCAACCUGAUCGAAGGCGCGUGUACCAGAUACUCCCUGUAUGUUCUGAGUCGAGAAACGAGGUAAGUUCGCACCAACAAGAAGAGAAAAUUGAGAAUGAUGGAGUCGCCUUCAGGCACAGCUCAGAAUGUGAUAGCGAGAUAGCUUACGUCCUUGCUAAAAAGACGUACAGCGCAGACCAAUUCAAAUAUGAUCACGCACACAACGAACUUGCGACCAUAAUGGCUUCAACCGCGGCUGAUUGCUCAUUCUUUCAACCUACUCUAUCGGAAGAAGGGAAUAGCGCCAGAUGCAAGUCGAACAAAGACGACGCUUCAAGCAAGUUUACAGUGAAUGAAAUUUGUACUUCACCCCAAUCAGUUGGGUACAUCCAUAGUAAAGCAGCAAUAAGGGUUCAGACAUCAAAGCAACAUACGAAUGUGGAACACACUGCCUGUAAGAAUGAGCCACGUGAACUCGGAAUUGGUACGACUGAUGAUGACUCGUCCAGGGACAUAGAGCAUGCCUUAAAACCCAAUGAAGAAAAGGAGAGUAGGGAGACAGGAACCUCUUGCCUUUCGCGUGGCAAAUCUGAGCUCUCAGGCAGCAGCACGGAGUCACAUAAAUUUUCAGAUGUUGGCGAUCCGUGGGCUCACUUUCAACCACUUCUUCGGAUGCGCUCUGGUGAAUCAUAUUUUAGCCUUCCUCUUGAAGACAAAGUGACGAUUCUUGAAUUUCUGAUCGACGAAUUGCUAUCGGUCGAUGUUAUAGCGGCAGAAAUGGCACGGCGACACUUGUCGAAUUCAACACUUCGGUUUACCUGCGAACAAAAUCUUUCAGUUGCACAAUCACAGGCCGCAGACAAUGAGGAUGUGUGCGCUGUUUGUAGAAAAGAAGGCGAGCUACUGUGCUGUGACGGAUGUAUUUUCAGCUACCAUAAGAAGUGCCUUGGCAUAUCGGAAAAUGAGGAAAUAUCUGACGUCCGUUGGCAUUGCCCUGAAUGUACACUUGUAGAUCCUGCCAGCUUUGGAUCAUUCCAACAUGUCAGAAAGGAAUGCGUUGAGUGGUUUACAAAGGAGGAUUUAAAAAUGGAGCCUCAAUUGUUUGAAGGUCUCACAGAGCCCUUCUGCCAGUCUUUGUCAAAUUCAAAUUUUCUAUGUCCUCCAGUGCUCGAAUGUGUCAGUUCCAGAACAGAAAACCCUUCCGAAUUCUUGAUUGUUCACGGGUUUAUUUUUGGUCGCGCCUUGCGUGGGGCAAAUGCCGAUGUCAAUGUGUUGAACCUUGCACGUGUUCGACACAUGUUUCUAGGAUUACCACCGAAAAUUUUGUCCUCUUGGCCGUUUGCCCAGGUACCGUACGAUCCAAGCCACCUUUAUAAAGACUACAUCCUUGCAAGUGGCGCUCCUUAUUUCUCUGGACUGCCUGAGCUGUACGAUCCCUCAGUCUAUUUGAGCAAAUAUCGCUUGGCACCGUAUCCUCCACCUAUACGGAAAGAUGUUGAGCCUAGCGCUUUCGACUUCGAGCAUCAAUGUCAUCCGGCUAGUUACCUGGAAGUGUCGCGGAGACUUGACAGCCGCAUGUCGAACGAUAUGUCGGUCAUAAAAUUGCUUCGAAACCGUCUUUUCGACCAUUUCAAGAUGAUCAGAGAAUAUUUGUUGUCUCUCGAGAUUACUCUAGGGAGAGCCUGCCUCCUUGACGAAUUCUGGGGCACUCAUCGGAGUGCAACAGGUGGUACAACUAUCUGGGCUCGCAAUGUUAAAAUGGCAAAGUCUGCCCAACGGUUAUCAAACUUAGCGGUCAAACUCGUAGAUGCUACUCACCCCAGAGCAUUCCUGGAGACAUGGUUUGACCACGCUGUCAAGGUAAAAGGCUUUGACGCCAAAAACGGUACAGCUGUUUCCAAGGAAAUGAGCGACGCUAUUCCGAUAUGUCCGGAUAGCAACCCUACAUUAGAGUCUUUGAAUCGGCAUUGGGAACGAUGUCCCCCAUCUGCUAUCUUUUGUCUUCUUGCGAAGGAAGGUAAAAGUCUUAGUAACUGGGUUGGUGAGUAUAGACCAGAUCUUGUAGCGAAAGCUAUCCAUCGCUCGAAACGGAAGAAAGGAGUCGAAAAUUCUUCCCCCCAUUUAGCCGUCAAAAACAUGAAUGUUGGACCGAAGCGUUUAUCAGUGAACGGUCAUACUCCAGGGACGUUUGCUAGACGUGAACACCUUAGGGAAAAGAGAGAGUCGGCAGAUUCACCUGGAAGCUCUUCUUGUAUGCACAACUUCGAAAAAAGUGGAAAAGAACUGGUCGUGGAUUUGCCUGAUAAGGAACUGUUUAUGAAGCCUUUACGUAAGAGGAGGCGGUUUGAUCGAGGCCUCCCUGACAAGGCACAACUGGAGAACUUUGACCCAAAGAGCGUAACCAGCGCAAAAGCAAUUCUAGAAGCCAGGAAGCGAGCGAAAGUCACCAAGUUUGUGGAGCAACAAAAUCCUAUAUUUAUCAAAGAAAUGCCCUGGCCGGUCGCUGGUCGAAAGUUGUUUGAUCCUGUAGGGUCGCUGUCUCCGUCAAUCGUGCGGAGUCUAGCUCGAAGCGCUGGAGGGUUGCGGGCUCCCUUUGUCACGUACAUACCUUCCUACGAAGUAGGGCAAAUGUCGCACUACCAUGUUUGGAGAAAGCGCACCCGUUUGUGCGCAAGUUUCGAGGAGCUCAGCUAUUCUCUUCGAAUGCUACAAACGUUCGUGGAUACUGGGGUGGGUGCUCGGAAUGUUUAG